AUGAGGAUGAAAGUCUACGUUCUGCUCAUGGUGAACUUGGCACUUUCAUCAGCGUUCUCCAUCAGCUCGGUAAGAUAUUUCAUCUGUUUUUUUGUAGAAAUUGGUGAAGACAAGGACAUUACAGACGUAAACAAAGGUUAUUUGCAUGAUGAUAUUCUGGAGCUCCAAAGUAUGCAAAAGGGGGCCACUUCUUAUGUGAGCAGACGGUGGACAUUGCCUGUUUCAUAUGUCUUGGGAGAUGACCUCGAGAUGAAUGCUAAAGGAGUCGUCCUGAGAGCUUUUGACCAGUUCAGGUUGAAGUCGUGCAUUGACUUCAAACCAAAGGAUUUGGAAAAAAAUUACAUUUCUGUCCAAAAGUUGAGCGGAUGCUCUUCAUUCGUUGGGCGAGUACAACGCGAUGAACAGGUUCUCUCCAUCGGGAGAUACUGUGAUCAGAUUUCCACUGUUGAACAUGAGUUUCUCCAUGCUCUGGGAUUCUACCACGAACAGUCCAGAUACGACCGAGACGACUUUGUGACGAUUGUGUCAGAAAACAUUCAAACAGGUUUUGAGAGAAAUUUUAGAAAAACUAGCAGUACAAGCAGCACCAACCAGGGAACCCCUUACGACUACGAGUCAGUGAUGCACUACAGCAAAAAUGCAUUCACCAAUGGCAACGGGUCUACAAUUAUCACCAAAGACCCCAAAUUCCAGGAUGUGAUCGGCCAAAGACUGGAAAUGAGUCCGAGUGAUGUUCUGGAGCUGAACCUUCUCUACAAAUGCAACUCAACCAUUGCCUUUAAGAUGCAGUGUGACUUUUCUAAUGGGACCAUGUGUGAGAUGAAUCAGUGUUCACAGAGUGGCAAUGGCUGGGAAAUGGUAACACAAGCUGUUGGGGGUCCUAGCUCUGACCAUACCAGUCUACCCAGUGGAAGUAAUAAAGCUGGUGACAAGUCAAGUUACUUCAUGCACGCUAGCACAGCAUCAGGUAAGCCUGGAGACUCAGCCUGGCUGGAGACCAAGAUGACAAGUCCACAAAGGGAUUGUCAUGUCCAGUGUCUUCAGUUCUACUAUUACCACAGCGGGAGUGAGUCCGAUGUACUUAACAUUUGGAUCAGAGAAUUUCAAGAUGAAAAGGACAACAAAGGAACCCUCCGCCUCAUGGGACAAAUCACUGGUCCACAGACAUCUCACUGGAAGCUCCACCAUGUUUCUCUGAAUGCCACCAAGCACUUUCAGGUGGAGUUUGAGGUUCGCCAAGGAAAAGGGAGCUCUAAAGGCGGCUUUUCAAUCGAUGACAUCAGUCUGUCUGAGCUCGAGUGUCCACAUAUAACCUUGCAAAUCGAUGAUUUUGAGAACCUUUUGGAGACAAGUAGGCUGGGAACCUUUGUAUACAGUCCACGGCAGUACUCCAGGGAGGGCUAUGCCUACCGGGUAGCGGUAAGGCUCUCCAGGACCUACAUUGGAAUGUAUGUACAGCUCUUGUCUGGUGACUAUGAUGAUCAGCUGGAGUGGCCUUGCCCACAAAGGCAAGUGACUUUCCAAAUGCUGGAUCAGAACCCAAAAGUCCAGUUGCAGAUGUCAAAGCAAAGAAGUAUCACGACUGAUGCAAAUCUGAGCGGCUCCAGUGGUACCUUUUACUGGGACAAUCCUCGUAAGAUUGGAACGCAAAUUAAAGAUGAGAAUGGUGAGCUGAUGUUCGCUGGACCUCUGAUGGGCAGGAGCUAUUUUGCGUCUUUGGAAGAAAUGAAGUCCAGAGACUUCCUCAAAGCAGAAAGUGCCAUAUUCAUCUUCAGUUUCCAAGAUCUCACUCCUCUAGUUAAUGGAAGUGCUCUACCAUGUCCUAAGGUGGGACCAGUACAGAUUACACAUCCUCCCACAAAUCAGGAUGACGGUCCAUGCUCACCACGGAUCUCAACCACCACACUUCCACCCCCUAAAACAACCGAUGACAGCAUUUUUGGCUUCUCUCCUGGCAUGGUGGCCUCCCCUGUCCUCAUUCUCCUGCUAGCACUCAUGGUUUUGAUGCCUUGACGUACGUCUCCCACCCACGUCUUCACAUGGACAGCGGCGGCAAAUUUGCUAAAUUCAUUUCAGACGUUCUUCUUGUUGUUUUUCCUGAAUAUAAUUAAAAAUGGACGCCAUUGAUCAGAGCUAAAUAGAUUUACUAUAUGACUGGGAAAUUCAGAGCUUUCCCUUGCAGAUGAUUCAUACUUCAAGUACUUUGCUUAAAUACUUAAAAAUGUGCCUCUAAUGCAACGGUUUGCCUUUGGCAGUGGGACGAUAUGUUUGUUAGGUUAUCAAUCAAGGAUACUUUUGAAACUAUUCAUUGUGAUGUUGUA
Molecule: messenger RNA, 2321 nt
Organism: Stegastes partitus (bicolor damselfish)
Lineage: Eukaryota; Metazoa; Chordata; Actinopteri; Pomacentridae
Product: meprin A subunit beta-like
Exons: 15
Coding region: 1-2013 (670 amino acids)
Biological process (GO): proteolysis
Cellular component (GO): membrane
Molecular function (GO): zinc ion binding; metalloendopeptidase activity; protein binding
Source: RefSeq, a predicted model, not a curated record